GAAGUGGUACGCAGCAUGCAGCGGCAGCAUGGAGUCAUCUGUGGUGGCAGGCCCGCCCCCUGCACCGCCACUACUAGGGAGGGAAGAGAAGUUUGCAACCCCCUCGUCACAAAGGAAGAUGUUGCUGAUGAGGAAAUGGCAGAAAAAUUGUCUAUUCGAAAACAACGCUUUAUGCAUUUUGCAUCAUUGGAGUAUAAUGGAGAAUAUUACAUGACACCAAGGGACUUCCUGUUCUCAGUGAUGUUUGAUCAAGUUGGGCGUAAAACUUCAGCCAAGAAACUGACAAAAAGGGAGGUAGAUGCUGCACUGGCAUGUGUUACAAAAGCUAAACCAGGACCAACCUUUUUUAGAGACCUUGGCGAUAAAGGACUGAUCUCAUAUACGGAGUACCUGUUUUUGCUGACAAUCCUCACAAAACCACAGUCUGGAUUUCAUAUUGCGUUUAAAAUGCUGGAUACUGAUGGCAAUAAACAUGUAGAGAAGAAGGAAUUCUUUAAGCUACAGAAAAUCAUUGGAAAGCAUGACGACUUCAAAACAGCUGCUGGAGAUGAAGCAGUAUUGCAGGAGCCAGAGCUGGGAGACUCAGAUGUUAAUACAAUGUUGCUGGUACACUUCUUUGGAAAAGCAGGAAAGGACAAACUUCGCUAUUCUGAAUUUUGCAGAUUUAUGGAAAAUUUACAAACAGAAGUGCAAGAAAUGGAAUUCAUACAGUUUUCAAAAGGCAUGAACUUCAUGAGAAAAGAGGACUUUGCAGAAUGGUUACUAUGUUUCACUCAUGAGGAAAACAAUGAAAUUUACUGGCAUAAUGUGAAAGAGAGGAUCCAGGCAGGAGAGAAUAUCAGUUUGGAAGAAUUCAAGACUUUUUGCAAGUUUACAAACCAUUUGGAAGACUUUUCUAUUGCAAUGCAAAUGUUUACAGUAGCCAGUCGUCCUGUUAAACGGGCUGAGUUUAAGAGAGCUGUGAAAGUGGCAACAGGACAGGAGCUCUCUGAUAAUGUUUUGGACACUGUUUUCAAGAUAUUUGAUUUGGAUGGAGAUGAUUGCCUUAGCCAUGGCGAGUUUCUGGGAGUUCUGAAGAACAGGAUGCAUCGAGGCUUAAGGGUACCACAACAGCAAGGUGUGCAAGGAUACUGGAAAUGUGUGAAAAGAGAAAGCAUUAAAGGAGCAAAAGAAGUCUGGAAACAAACUGGGAGAAGUCCUUUUUAAAGAGAGAUCUUUGUUCUAUUGCUAUAAAUUUUGGGGUUUUUGCAUACAUUGUUUACAUACUGGCUAAAUCAUAAUUUUUAUGCAAUUUAAAUAUUUAAGCAGUCCAAUAUUUGAUGCGGUAAUCUUACAGUAUUUUUUUGAAUAAUCAGAUUUGAUUCUGUUAGCACUUCUGACUUCCAUACAAAAAGAUGGUAAUUCCAGGAAAAGCUGAAGUUUACAAAAAUGGGCAUCGUCAAAAUUCCUGUGUGGAACCUGACUCCGUAUUCUAGCUUAGGGGCAUCUGAGUUAGUACUGGUCACUUGAUGAUUGGGCUGAACACAUAAUGUCUUAGUCAGAGGUAGGAAGGUCUUCUCACUCAGCCAAACUAUGGCAAUGUUGGCCAAUCAGAAUGUAGGCAGCCCUUUCCCCUUACAAGGAUUAGAGUAACAACAGCUCAAUCUUAUCCAUGCAGUCUCUCUGAGACCACAGUGUUGGUACUGCAAAGAAAGCUCAGCCAUAUUGUUUAGUGUGUUGUCACAAUUGCUUGUAUGUUUGGUGCUGGUAAUGAAUAAAUGUACUUUGUAUGCUGUCAUGGUAAUAGAAUGUAGAGAUCUUAAUCCAAACUGGAAAUAUUAGACUGUUUGUACAGACCUUGAAAUCUGUAAGCUGGUUUGUGAAAGUGCUUUAGACUCUUUAUGGUUUCCUCAUCAAAUAGAAUAAAUUAGAAAAUUAGGAGCAAAGACCCUCAGUUGAACAUUGUAUCCCAAAUUGCUUAUGAUAGUCAUUAAUCAUUUGGCUUGAAUCAAAACUCAAAGGGUAAAUGUUUAACUAGGAGAGUGUUACCUUUGUUCUGUCUGCUUCCUAUAGUUAUUUAAACAGUUUCUUAACAAAGGUGUGAUAGGAGGCCUACAAUAUCUCAGGAUCCCAAAGUACCAGAGCAAAAUAAGUCCAGAGGGAGAUAAAAUUAAAAUGUAAGUCUUGAAUACAGAACAUACAUUUAUAUUGUUGCUGUGUAUUUGCUGUAGUUGCUGUGUAUCAAGCAUACAUGUAUGUGUACAAAUGCAAAACUGUGUAAAAUUUCCUUUGGGUAACAGUGGGCUCCUGGAGCUCUGAGGCAGGGUCAGCCAGGAAGGAAAGCAGGAAAAUAGCCCUGUUUGUAAAGGUCCCUGGGCUGCUUGUCCCAUUUUCUAGUUUGCUCAGGCCAGUGUAGAAAGUUUAGCCUUUCAGAAUGCCAAUCUAGCCUUCCUUGUGAAACCAUCUAAAAAAAA
Molecule: messenger RNA, 2453 nt
Organism: Alligator sinensis (Chinese alligator)
Lineage: Eukaryota; Metazoa; Chordata; Crocodylia; Alligatoridae
Gene: MICU2
Product: mitochondrial calcium uptake 2
Exons: 12
Coding region: 16-1206 (396 amino acids)
Biological process (GO): mitochondrial calcium ion homeostasis; calcium import into the mitochondrion
Cellular component (GO): uniplex complex
Molecular function (GO): calcium ion binding
Source: RefSeq, a predicted model, not a curated record